UUCCCGAGACAAGCGGCGCGUUCCCUGCUGCUUUUUUCCUCUUCUCCCAUUCCAUUCGGCAUCCGCUUCUCGGUGGGCAACGCGACGGCGGCGGAAAGCCAAGGCCAACGAUGCAGCGCCUCUCCCGCUUCGUCCCCUCCUCCUCCAGGAGAGUCACUGACCUAAAGGAUGCUCUCUGGAGUGGUUCUUUGACUUUCCAACAUGCUCUUUCAACAUUUGCAGCAGACGAGAACACAUCUGGUAGAAAAUUUGCAAGCUACACCGUGUUCAAGGGAAAGGCUGCACUUUCUAUGCAACCCAUACUGCCAAGCUUCAGCAAACUGGAAUCUGGAGGAUCUCGUGUGAACAAAAAUGGAUCGGUGAUGUUGACUUUUUUCCCGGCUGUGGGACAAAGGAAAUAUGAUUAUUCAAAGAAACAGCUCUUUGCUCUGUCACCUACUGAAGUCGGAAGCUUGAUAAGUCUUGGGCCUGCUGAAUCUUGUGAAUUUUUCCAUGAUCCCUCCAUGAAAUCAAGUCAUGAAGGCCAAGUGAAAAAAUCGUUGUCAGUCACUCCUCUCGGCAAUGACAGUGGAUACUUUCUGAAUAUAACUGUUCUGAACAACUUGCAGAAGACAACUGAGCGACUUUCACUCCCAAUCUCAAAAGCUGAGUUUACAGUUAUGCGCACAGCAUUGAGUUUCGCAUUGCCGCACAUCUUGGGCUGGGACCAGGCCUUGACUAAUCACCAGCCAAGUCCAUCACCAGCUAGCAAGCCCAGGGUGGAGCGCCCACACCCAGAUUCAGAGUGGGAAAGGUGAAGCUCCCUUGUAGGCACCAGCAGCAUGGAGGGAUUUGAACAUCAUCGCUACCAAAAUUUGGAUGCUGUUGCACUUUCUCCACGAAAUCGAAUUAGGAGAUAUCUAUUAGAUUCAUGGAGCUAAAGAUCGAAUGUCACAGAUUGAGCACACCAUGAAGGGUUGUGUUUGUUCAAUGCAUGUUUGAACUUCACCAGGCCUACUAGUUGCAAAAUUCUACUCCAGUUAGCUAUGCAUUGCGUUUGACACCUUGUGCCUUUUGAAUGUGUGACUUAUGUUAUUUGCAAAAUGGUGGAGUCUUACAAAACUACUCAAACGUAGUUGAGUGGUUAUGGCUUUAAAAAGCUAAACAAAAAACAUAUCUGUUUGUUAAGGCUCAAACUUUUUAUUCCACUGCAUCUUAAACUCACAUUCAUUUCCUUUUGAAUGUGACUUA
Molecule: messenger RNA, 1230 nt
Organism: Oryza sativa Japonica Group (Japanese rice)
Lineage: Eukaryota; Viridiplantae; Streptophyta; Magnoliopsida; Poales; Poaceae
Product: single-stranded DNA-binding protein WHY2, mitochondrial
Biological process (GO): regulation of DNA-templated transcription; defense response
Molecular function (GO): single-stranded DNA binding
Source: RefSeq, a predicted model, not a curated record